AUGUCUAGUUGUGCAUGUUCGAGUAAAGCAACAGCUGUGCCUAAAGUCUUCGAAUCUGUGGCACAAAAGGAAGAGAAAUGUGCCUUAACUAAUUCAGGAUUAGAUGCAAAUAAGAAAGCAAUGGACAGAGAACCGUCUGAUGUGGAGUACGGAAUGAGACAGACUGAUUUUCGGUCAUUAAAGACUUUAGAUUCGUUUGAUCUGGAUGAACCGGCUUAUUAUUCACACGAUGUAAAAGAAGCAAUGGGCGAUAAUCAAUAUACGCAGUUAUCGUUUAUUCUAUUUGGAUUCACCCUGGUCAGUGGCGAACGUGUUCGUCGAGUGAAACGACAGAAUGAAGAACCUCCCAGCAGUAGUGUCAAAGGUCCCAUCCCAUUCGGAGAGACCACAUACCGGAUCGGUGCCAUGGGAGUCCAAGGAGAACGAGGACCGCCCGGCCCACCUGGUGUAGAUGGUCCUCCUGGUCCUCAGGGUUUAGCUGGACCUGUUGGAAAACACGGUGAUCCCGGAGUUCCCGGUCCGAUGGGUCCACCCGGUCCACCCGGAGCCGAUGGAAAACCCGGUCGAGAUGGUGAACCAGGUAAUCCAGGUUUGGCCGGUGAGAUUGGCCCACCGGGUCCACCCGGUCCCAAUGGUGUACCUGGUGCAAAAGGUCCAGCCGGUCCAAAAGGUUUGAAAGGUGAACGUGGUGAUCCCGGACGAGAUGGAGAUGAGGGCGCUCGCGGAGAUGUCGGCCCGCCCGGUCCAAUCGGUCGGCCCGGACCUCGUGGUGACCUCGGUCCAAUGGGUCCACCCGGAACUCCAGGUCAAACCGGUCCGUCCGGUGCAGACGGUCCACCAGGUCAACAAGGUCCAACUGGUCCACAAGGUAUGCCCGGUCAACCCGGUGAUCCGGGUCCAGUAGGUGAACGCGGUAGUGUCGGUGAGCCCGGUGUGGCCGGUAAUGUUGGAGAUCCAGGUCGUCCAGGUACUGAUGGCCCACCAGGUCCCGAUGGAGAGCAAGGUCCACAGGGUGCCGAAGGGCAAGAUGGAAAACAAGGGCAAAAAGGUGAUACUGGAUUCCGCGGUCCCCUUGGACCAGAAGGAAUGCCUGGUCCGCGUGGUAGCUCUGGUGCCCCUGGUGCUCCCGGCGAACAAGGCAACAAAGGUGCAGUAGGUGAACCGGGACCCCCGGGAAAUCGUGGUCUUCCUGGAAAUGCUGGUCAACCCGGAGGCAUUGGACAUCAAGGACCACCUGGACCACCUGGAAGCGUUGGAAAAGAAGGUAUCAUGGGACCUCGUGGUAUGCCUGGACCAAAAGGAGCUGCUGGGGCAAUGGGUGCCCCUGGUGCUCCUGGUCGUCCUGGCGUGGAUGGCCGACCAGGAUUGCCAGGUCCUCCCGGCCAAAGCGGUCCUCUAGGUCGAUCAGGUCCUCGUGGAGAACCAGGUCAAGUAGGUGCAAUGGGAAAACCCGGACGUGCUGGACCUCCUGGACCACCCGGUGAAAACGGAAAAGAUGGUGCACCGGGUGAUCUCGGUCAACCCGGUCCUCGCGGUUCCCCUGGAAAAUCUGGUCAGAUCGGUCACCCCGGAAUUGUUGGUGCAGCAGGUCCACCAGGUGCUCAAGGUGCUGUGGGUCAACCUGGUCCUCAGGGAGAGCGUGGUUUGCCAGGUCCGGCUGGUGCCAUGGGCAUCAAGGGAGACAAAGGUCCUAAAGGUUUUCAAGGAGACGUUGGUGCGGUCGGUGAUGCAGGUGCACCUGGACCACAAGGCCGACAAGGCCCAACCGGAGACAAAGGUAUGCCGGGUCCAGCAGGCAACGUUGGCCCUCCUGGACAGCGUGGUAUUCGUGGAGCUUCUGGUCCUCCUGGUGAUCCUGGCAAAGACGGUGCCCCAGGCAAAGAUGCCCCGGAUGGUGAAGAUGGUGCCCCCGGUCAGGAUGGACCUCAGGGUCCUAUUGGUCCAGCCGGUCCCCAAGGACCGACAGGUGUUCCCGGAGAAAUGGGUGAAAAAGGAAACUUGGGACCUAUGGGUAUUCCAGGACGAAUGGGUGUUAUGGGUAUUCCCGGAGCUCCCGGUCUACCUGGUCCAGAUGGUCUUCCGGGUUUCAAAGGUGAUCGCGGUAUUUCUGGCUUGAAUGGACUUCCCGGUCAGGACGGUGUUCCAGGUCCGCAAGGCGCUCGUGGUCCUCGCGGUCCUCCCGGUGUCAUUCAGAUUCUCAGCCGAGCUCGAACAGUUGCUCUUGGUCCUCCUGGUGACAUGGGUGAUGAAGGCAGUCCUGGUGAACCAGGUAUACCGGGUAUGGAUGGUCAGGAUGGUCCAGUUGGGCCUACAGGUCCAAUGGGUCCUGCUGGAAAACGUGGGCCUCCAGGACCCCCCGGUCCUGCUGGUAAUCCCGGUGCCGCUGGGCGUGCAGGUGUUCCUGGUGCAGCCGGCACCCCCGGUCCAGUUGGUCCUCAAGGACCUCCAGGUGUUCAGGGUUUGGCUGGUUCACCAGGAAGUGUUGGUCCUCCUGGUCCUCAAGGAUUGCCUGGUCGACAAGGUCCACAAGGAGUUCCAGGAAAAGCUGGUCUACCCGGUCCACAAGGUGAAGCUGGUGUACAAGGCAAACCUGGGACGGCCGGACCAAUUGGCCCACCUGGUUCACCUGGUAAAGAUGGCGAUCCUGGUGACCCUGGUAUUCCAGGUUCACCUGGAGAACCAGGCGAUGAUGGCAGUCCAGGAGCUCCCGGUCGUGAUGGUGCAGCUGGUGCUAUGGGUAUGCGUGGCACUGCUGGUGGUCCAGGUCCUCGUGGUCCUCCUGGUCCCCCUGGUCCUAGUGGUCCUCAAGGUGCGGCUGGUCCAACAGGUCCAGAAGGUCCCAUCGGUCCUCGUGGUCCAAAAGGCAGUCCAGGUUUGGCAGGUGCUGAAGGACCAGAAGGUCCACCUGGUGAGGAUGGUCCACCAGGUGCUGAAGGUUUGAUCGGACCUCCCGGAGAAACAGGUUCUGAUGGUCUUCGUGGUCCCCGUGGACCGCCCGGUGAUACCGGUCCAGUUGGUGAGGUUGGACCCCCAGGUCAACCAGGACGUGCUGGACCUCAAGGACAACGCGGAAUGGCCGGAAAACCUGGUACUCCUGGAGAACCCGGUGACAAGGGACCACCUGGACCUGAUGGAACAAAUGGUCAAGAUGGUGCUCCUGGAACACCCGGUAGUCCAGGGCCUCGGGGACAUCCUGGUUGGUCUGGACCUCCAGGACCUGUUGGACCACCUGGUCCGGAUGGAGCUCGUGGUGAGCCUGGAGAAAUUGGUCCUCCUGGUAAUCCAGGACCUCAGGGUGAAAGUGGAGCGAUUGGUGAAACGGGACUUAAGGGUGUGAAAGGUCAACGAGGAGAUAUUGGUUUGCCGGGUCCAGUUGGCCCGAUGGGACGUGACGGUGCUCCCGGUCCUCCAGGUCCUAUGGGUCCUCCAGGUCCCCCUGGUCCCCCCGGCAAAGGAAUUUAUGCUGAUGAUCCACUGGCUCAUAAGAUUAUGGGCACCGAAACGGUUCAGCGUCCACGAGGAACAAAGACAGCCCCGGCAGUAACUUGCAAACAGUUGGCAAGCCUUAAUCCGGACUUCAAGGACUCUGAGUACUGGAUUGAUCCGAACGGGCAUGAUAUUACUGACGCAGUGAAAGUAUUCUGCCGUAUCCAAACUGGUGAGACAUGUAUCCGAGUGAAACAGACUGAUGCUAAGGUGGAUGAAUUGGAUGCGGAUAGUGUGUUUAGCGAAGAGUUUGUCUACGGUGUGGAAGGUAGUCAACUGGCAUUCCUGAAAGUUCACAGCUCUUCGGCAAGUCAGAGAAUAGCUUCCUCUUGCCUACCUGAUUUGGCAGUAUUGGACAAUGCGAAUGGCUCUGUUUUGCACACGGACAAUGGAGUUGACCUAACCAGCAAUCAUCCACACUUACGGUACAAUGCUCAACCAGAACGAUGUCAGACCGAUUCAAACGGAUUCCAACUUGUGUUCAAAGUAAACGGACCUUCCAGCCGAUUCCCCAUCCGAGAGGUCACUUUGGAUCCAAUCCUCCCAGUGGGCGGUUCUGUCCAGGUUGGAGAAGUCUGUUUCCAAUGA
Messenger RNA from Echinostoma caproni, 4074 nucleotides. The record is from the annotation of a GenBank genome assembly. Lineage: Eukaryota; Metazoa; Platyhelminthes; Trematoda; Plagiorchiida; Echinostomatidae.